CUGAGUGUUUCUGUGCAGGGAGUCAUAAUGAGCCUGAAUGACAGCGAAGGUGUCAUCAGGUCUGACGAACACGGGGAUCUUCCCUUCGACAUCAAAGAAAACUUCAGCGACGUUGAGUUCACAGCUGAGGACAUCAAUGAGGAAGUCGAGUUCACUGUCAUCACGCUGAAGUCAGGGAAGCGGGCUGUUAGGAUCUGCCGGGUGAAGGAGCCGCUCCUCCUGACGCUCUGCACCGCCACAGCAGCCGCAGCCUCUGAGCAGCCAGACGCUAACGCCUCUUCAAAUGGGAAGGAUAACUCUUCCUCCAUGCCUGCAAAGGGGAAGACCGAACAGGAGGUGCCUCCAAACAUGAUGCUCGACCCGGAGCUGUAUGAGGGCAUCGUGAGCCAGCCCAUCAUUGAGCCCACUGCCACUUUGCCAGGUUACCCGGGUCAGAUCCACGCCAAUAUCGGCCCAGUCAGAACCAAUGUGACUUUUAACCACCGGGACUGCGGUGUGACACUGCUGAAGAAUGACCAUGUGUUGAUCAACCUCCUGAUCGAUAGAGUGACGAGGAAGAGGAGAGCGGCGAACAUCAAACCCAAAAUCCCCUUCACCUUCAGCUACACCAAGGAGACUCGGGAAAUGGGUGUCAUCACCUUUUUGGGACCUAAAGAAGGCAUUUUGAGCUCAGAAAAUCACGGUGAGCUUCCCUUUGAUGUCUGUGAGAACUUCAGCGACUCAGAGUUCAACUCCAAUGACAUCGACAAAGAUGUUGAGUUCACACCAACCAUUGAAAAAGGGAACAAGAAAGCAAUACGGUUACGAAGAAUAAAAAGGAUGGAGGACAAAAUCUUGGAGGAGCAGAAAAAACGUGAGGAGGAGGAAAAAAGGAAGAAAUGGGAGGAGGAGGAGAGGAAGAGACAAGAGGAGGAGAAGGAGGCAGAGAGAAAGAAGAAGGAGGAAGUGGCAGCAGCAUUGGCUGCCGCGAAAGGCAAGUGGACCCCACUUGGCUUCUCAUUAAGAGACCCACACUCGCUGGAUGACGUCAGCAAGGAGAGAUUUGAUGGCACCGUCCUUAGGGCCAUUUCCAAACAUCCACCUAAAGUGAUCAAAAAGGAGCCAGUAGACCACCAAGCAGGAGGCGGUGCUCAGGAGGAAAAGGUUUUAAUUAAAGUUGAGGAAAUUGAUGAUGAGGCGCAAGUAACGGAGGUUAAAUGUGCCAAGGAUGGAAAUAAGGCAGGACAGUCGUCUGUGAAGGAGGAAGAAGAGGAGCUGAAGAAGAAUCAGAGUGAUAGAGCUGCAGAUGUGGGUCGACUCGUGAUGACGGUCGAUGGUGAACAGAAACAACUUUCCUUUGAACCCAAAGAUCUGCUGACCACAGCCACCAUGCUGGACGGAGACAAGGUACGCUUUAACAUUGCCACCCACCGGGAGACCAAAGAAGAGCGAGCAACAUAUGUGGAAAUUCUGCCUGCCUCCUUUGAAGAGUCUAUUGAGCAGCGCCGAAACGGCAUUGUGAUUGAGUUCUCAGAGGACUCUGGGCUCAUCAAGUGCUCCCAGAACCCCCAGCUUUACUUCCAUAUGUCAGAGGUUAUUGAGAAGAAGAAGCUGGAGCUGAACGAGAAGGUUGAGUUUAGCGUUGUCCCGCAUGAAACAGCGGAUGGUGGACACCAGGCCAUCAGAAUUAAACGUUAUACAGAGAGCGUUUUUUUCCCUGUUCGCAAACUUUGUGGUGUCGGUGCAAACAAAGGAAAGAUGACCAUCAAGCUGACAAAGCCUUCAGAAGACACAGAGAAAGAAAACCCUGAGACGGACAAGUUAAAAGCAGUGGUUAAAAGUCUUCGAGCACAGGACAACAAGACCCGUAUGAGCAGACGGGAUUGUAAUGAUACUCGACGUAGAUAUGGAUGGAGCAGAAGUAGGAGCAGAAGUAAGAGUAGAAGCAGAAGUAGGAGUAACAGUAGGACCAGAAGUCCUCCUAGAGACCAGUUUGGGCGUGUCAUCAAAAGGAGACGUAGCAUUAGCAAUGAGAGAGAGCACAAAAGCAGCAGGCAUAAGCAAAGCCGAAGCAGAGAGCAGUCGCACAGACGCACCAGGAGUCGCAGUCGAAGCCUAGGCAAGAGCCGUAGCAGAAGCCGCAGCAGGAGCAAAGAUAGGAGCAAAGACAAGCCCAGCAAAGGGAGCCAAGCUAGCAGAGACCGUGACGACUCUCUUAAAAGGAGAAAGGACUUGAGUCCUCCUCCCAGAAGGAGUGGAACAAUGGACGACGAGCUUGCAAGAAAGAAGCGUGAACUUGAAGAACUGAAUGAGAUGAUUGCCUAUAAAAAAUCACUGGUGGAAAUAGAUCCCAGGGGACUGGACCCUGGACAGAGAACUUGCAUAGACUAUGACCAUGGCAGGAUUGCUGUCCCGCUCACAGAGUACAGACCUGUCCGCUCCAUCCUCAAGAAACGACCUGAGACACCAGAGUACCACCGUCACCCUUCUCAAUCAUAUGAUGAUCAUUAUUAUGACCAGCCAUACAGUCAGUAUCCAGAUCGGCGCUAUAGUAAUCGCUAUGGUGAUUCGUACACAAGCCGCUCCUACCCUGAUCGCACUUACACUAAACGAGCAUAUGAAAGUCCUCACUAUGGUGAACCUCCCUAUGGUGGCCCGACUUCCAUCUGCCGUUAUACUGAUCGCUAUGAUGUUUACGACGAACCCUAUGAUGACAGCCACUAUGAACCAGCAUAUCGGGACCAACCUUAUAAUAAUCCAUAUCAGCCUCUACAGAAACAGAAUCAUUCCCAUGAACCACCUUCACAGUCAGGCCGGGUUCUAGCCUCAGCCCAACCUCCCCUGAACCAUAGUGCUGCAACUUUACCUUCCCAAGCCCCUUUUAAACCACCUUCUCCCACAGAUUCACCACCUACAAGUUCUUCUCCAAAACUGAAAAACAUGUCUCCAGCUGAGAAACCACCACUGGACCGUUUUCUUGACAUGCUUAAUAAGAAAGUAGAUUCUGGAAGAACAUUGGAAUCAGUUCAGGUUAAUGAUGAUCUUCUGCCUCAUGAGCGGGCCCUUCAAGAUGGUAGGGGCUUCUCACAGAUUGUGGGAUUGACGCGAGAGCAACCCAGUGUAAGUCAGUCUCUAAAAGGAGAAAGUAUUCAGCUAAGCCCUAAACAGUACCCACUUGAUGGAAAAAGUAAAGAACCAAAAAGCACAAGAGAACCCUAUGACAAGAUCCAGAGUCUGCUCCGUACAAUUGGUCUGAAGCUGAGUACAGGGGAUGCUUCAAAACUGGCCGGGCGAGGCCAUGACAAAAUCAACGAUCCAAAGUCCUCAUCCACAGAAAGAAGCACUGUGUCAUUUGAAAGAGAAGAGCUACGGACAAGUAGAACUGGGUCAGUGGAAUCGGACCACGUCCAUUCCCCCUCCCCUGUUAGGUCCUCUAGUUUGGAGCCGCUCAGUAGGCAUAGGCCUAUCUCACAUUAUGAAGGAUUUCUGGAUCAGGAGGAGCUGAAGGAACUAAAGAAGGCACAACAGCUGCAGAGUUUUACAAAAACAAUGGCGAGUGUCCCCUCAACCAUUCCUCCUGUAAAACCCCUUCCUGGUCCUCCACUUGCUUAUUAUCAAAACCCACAUCCCUCAGUCAACUGGCCCCUAGGAAUUGCCUCAGCACAGGGCUCCCCUUCCUCCAACAUGACCACUUCUGCACCUGAUCUACAACUCCAGAGAUGUGUGCCUCCAGUACAUCCACCUGGACCUCCUACACGAUGUCCUGGACAGUCUCCUCCUGGACCUCCACCUCAGUGCCCUACUGGACAUCCUUUAUUCACACAAUCCUCCAGUUCUCCAGUUGUACCUUUUGUUAGCCAGUCUCCUACAGCUUCAUCUGCUAAAACCAUUCAACUGCAGUCUAUAACUACUGCAGCAGAACCACUCCCACCGCCAUCUUCAGCAACAUCAGGAACUGCAAGCGUUGACCAGAUGGCAAUCUCCACAACUGUGGCCAGAUGCCUUAAGGUCAUAGAGACUGUGAAAUCUCUAGCUGUGCAGCCACCAGCGAAACCAGCCAAAUCAGUCCAAUUUAGCCUCCCCACAGAAUCUCCAUUGGACUCCAGUCCUCAGACCACAACAGAGUCAGAUGAUGAUGUGAAGAUUAAGCAGAAUGAGAAGCUGGAUUUGUUUAACCGUACAGCUCUGGAAAAACAGGAGUUCCAGGAGAUGUUAGCCGACAGGAAACAAGGAGAAAAUGGCACCGAUGGCACACGUUCAUCUUCAGGAACACCCUUCAGUAGUGGACCCAAGAACGUUUGGAUUUGUGGUCAUUCGCUAGUGUAUUGGGCUGAGUCAAGAGCUAAGUCCCCGGAGGUAGGUAUGCUACUAGGCAUGGACCCCAGCAAGGUGGCCAUCUGGUGGAAGGGCACCCAGGGCAUGACAUGGUCGCAGCUUUUGUCCCAGCUCCACCAGCUGAAGGUUACCUGGCCUAACCCAGAUGUUCUCAUCGUACACCUGGGUGGGAACGACUUGAGCACAGAUAGUCCCACUGAUCUGCUGGCCUCUGUCAAGAAGGAUCUCACCUCCAUCAAGAGCAUCUUCCCUCAGUGUGUCCUUGUGUGGUCCAAUAUCCUACCACGGAGGGUGUGGCGCCACUCCACAGACAGCCAUGAAGUCGAUUUGGUCCGGACUACUGUUAAUCGUAGAAUUCAGAAUGUCGUCUCAGAGCUGGGUGGCACCUCGUUGACCCAUGACAACAUCCGAUGUGGCUCAAACACUGGCCUAUAUAGAGCUGACGGUGUCCAUCUGUCACAAAAAGGCAUAGACACUUUUAAUCUGAACCUUCAAGAUUUUUUGGAGAAGUGGGAGGUGGAGGUGAACAAGGCUUCUGAAAAAGAUUAAAGGUUUAGGAGCGGUUUCCUGCCAUUUUUAUAUUGUCAUUUAUUGUCAAUUGUUAAUGAUAGCUGCCAGUCGCCAUUUAAUUAAACAUAUAGAAGUGGUGUGUGCAGAUUUAGCUCAGUGGAAAACAUUUAUCAGACUUAAACACCAAAUGCUGUUUAAACUAUUCUGCUGUUGCAUCUCUCUUUCUUCCCAAUCAGUUUUCUGUCUCAACCUUUAAAUAAACAUACUGAUAAAUACA
This is a messenger RNA of Betta splendens (Siamese fighting fish), 5101 nucleotides long. RefSeq names its product serine/arginine repetitive matrix protein 2. NCBI's taxonomy places the organism in Eukaryota, Metazoa, Chordata, Actinopteri, Anabantiformes, Osphronemidae. The transcript has 14 exons. The coding region runs from base 28 to 4863 and encodes 1611 amino acids. The record is from RefSeq and is a predicted model, not a curated record.